Molecule: messenger RNA, 3333 nt
Organism: Salarias fasciatus (jewelled blenny)
Lineage: Eukaryota; Metazoa; Chordata; Actinopteri; Blenniiformes; Blenniidae
Gene: dis3
Product: DIS3 exosome endoribonuclease and 3'-5' exoribonuclease
Exons: 21
Coding region: 197-3052 (951 amino acids)
Biological process (GO): nuclear mRNA surveillance of mRNA 3'-end processing; rRNA catabolic process
Cellular component (GO): nuclear exosome (RNase complex); cytoplasmic exosome (RNase complex)
Molecular function (GO): RNA binding; 3'-5'-RNA exonuclease activity; endonuclease activity
Source: RefSeq, a predicted model, not a curated record
CGCUAGAACAAAUACGGGUUUCUAUCGGGGUUUUAAGCCCGACUACAGCAAGAGACGCUAAAGGAAGUUGUCACCAGUUAACAAGAAAACCAAUUGUUCCGAAACACCGGGUCAGUUUACACAUGGACUGCUAAGUUCUUGCUCUGUGUGACGAAUUUUAUUAAAAAACCAAAUAUUUUUGAGGACUUGAGACAUCAUGUUGAAAUCGAAAACUUUCGUGAAGAAGACCCGGUCGGGCGGGGUGAUGAAAAUAGUGCGGGAGCAUUAUCUGAGGGAUGACAUUUGGUGUGGAAGUGAAGUUUGCACUGGAUGCAAACAGGAAUCCACAGUGCUGCAGAAAGACGCGUGUAUAGAGAGCAAUCUGUGCUCCUAUCCACACUAUCUGAUCCCAGACACUAAUGUGGUGCUGCAUCAGAUCGACGUGUUGGAGGAUCCUGUCAUCCGCAACGUGAUCAUCCUCCAGACAGUGCUGCAGGAGGUGCGACAUCGCAGUGCGCCCAUCUACAAACGUGUGAAGGACAUGAUACAUGAGAAGGAGAAGCACUUCUACACCUUCACCAAUGAACACCACAGAGAAACGUUCAUUGAGCGUGAGCCAGGAGAGACCGCCAACGACCGAAACGACCGCGCAAUCCGCGUCUCAGCGAAGUGGUACAGCCAGCACCUGAAGCCGUUCGAAGCAGACACCGAAGGCCUCAAAGUGGUCCUUCUCACUAAUGAUCUGAGGAACAAACAAACUGCAGAGGAGAGUGGAUUGCUGGUGUACAAAUGUGAAGAGUACAUCAAGAGUUUGAUUGCGAACCCCGAGCUUGUGGAUCGUCUGGCUUUGUCAAAUGAUGAAAAGAACGAGAUCACCAGCAGUAAAUUGUUGUAUCCAGAGCACCUCCCUCUCUCCAGGAUCCAGGCAGGAAUCAAGAGCGGCUCCUUUCUCCAGGGUACCUUCAGGGCGAGUAGGGACAACUAUCUGGAAGCUACUGUCUUCGUCCAAGGAGAAGGAGAAGACGGCACAGAGGUUCUCCUCCAGGGCCUGCAGAACCUCAACAGAGCCGUGCACCAGGACGUCGUUGCCGUGCAGCUGUUGCCACGUAAUCAGUGGGUUGCCCCGUCCUCGGUCGUGCUCCAGGAUGAAGGCGCAGCAAAAGAUGAUAACGUUGACGAGGAGGAGGAGGAGAACACGCUGAAGGAAUCGGCCACGGAAUCAGUCCGGAAACCCACCGGGAAGGUCGUCGGGAUCAUCAAGAGGAACUGGAGGCCGUUCUGUGGAAUGCUCAAUGUGUCCCAAAUCAAAGAGUCCACCCGUCACCUGUUCACCCCCGCAGACCGUCGAAUCCCACGCAUCCGCAUUGAGACCCGUCAGGCCGCCACUCUGGCCGGCCAGAGGAUCAUGGUGGCCAUCGACGGCUGGCCGAAGGACUCCAGAUACCCAAACGGUCACUUUGUGCGCAGUCUGGGAAGUGCAGGAGAAAAGGAGACGGAGGAGGAGGUGCUGCUGCUGGAGCAUGACGUUCCACAUCAGGCCUUCUCUCAAGCCGUUCUCAGUUUUCUUCCCAAGAUGCCGUGGGCCAUCACUCCAGAGGAGAUGGCAAAGAGAAUGGACCUGAGGCAUCUGACCGUGUGCAGUGUGGAUCCUCCAGGAUGUACAGAUAUCGACGAUGCGCUGCACUGCAGAGAGCUGGAAAAUGGGAACCUUGAGGUGGGCGUCCACAUCGCCGACGUCAGCCACUUCAUCAGACCUGGCAACGCUCUGGACAAAGAGGCGGCCAACCGCGGCACCACCGUGUACUUGUGUGGCAAGAGGAUAGACAUGGUUCCUGAGCUGCUCAGCUCCAACCUUUGUUCUCUACGUUCAAAUGUAGAGAGGCUGGCUUUCUCAUGCAUUUGGGAAAUGAACCACAAGGCAGAGAUUCUGAGCACCAAAUUCACAAAGAGCAUCAUCAACUCCAAGGCGUCCCUCACCUACGCCGAGGCUCAGAUGAGGAUUGACGACACCAGCAUGAAUGACGAGAUCACCACCAGCUUGCGGGGUCUGAACAAACUGGCCAAAAUCCUCAAGAGGCAAAGGAUAGAGAAAGGGGCGCUGACGCUGUCCUCCUUAGAGGUCCGAUUCCACAUGGACAGUGAGACUCACGACCCCAUCGAGCUCCAGACCAAAGAACUCAUGGAGACAAAUUCCAUGGUGGAGGAAUUCAUGUUGCUGGCCAAUAUCUCCGUUGCCCAGAAGAUUUAUGAUGAAUUUUCAGAGUGCGCCCUGCUGAGGAAACAUCCAGCGCCGCCUCCAUCCAACUAUGACAUUCUGCUGAAGGCUGCGAAAUCCAAGAACGUGGAGAUCCACACGGACUCGGCGAAGGCGCUGGCAGACUCUCUGGACGGAGCCAGGGUGAAGGACUUCCCGUACUUCAACACGCUCCUGCGCAUCCUGGCCACCCGCUGCAUGAUGCAGGCCGUGUACUUCUGCUCGGGCAUGGACAGCGACUUCCACCAUUACGGCCUGGCUUCGCCCAUUUACACACACUUCACAUCGCCCAUCAGGAGGUAUGCAGACAUCAUCGUGCACCGCCUGCUGGCGGUCGCCAUCGGAGCGGACAGCACCUACGCAGAUUUGAUGGACAAACACAAGCAGUCGGCGCUCUGCAACAACCUCAACUACAGACACAAGAUGGCUCAGUACGCACAGCGGUCGUCGGUGGCCUUCCACACGCAGUUGUUCUUCAAGAGUCGAGGCAUCUUGAAUGAAGAGGGAUUCGUUCUGUUUGUGAGGAAGAACGCCAUCAUCGUUCUCAUUCCUAAGUUUGGCCUGGAGGGAACGGUCUUCUUUGACAGCAAAGACAAAACUGCUCCAAAUAUUGUUUUUGAUGAAGAGGGUCCGACUCUCACCGUGGAGCAACACACGUUUCACAUAUUUGACAAAGUCAAGGUCACCAUCAGCCUCGACGCUUCAAAUAUUCAGCACCAGAAGAUCCGCAUGGCUCUGACUGAACCUGUGAUUCCCGGUGUGAGUGUUCCGGUGCCAGAUGUUGAACCACAGGCCAAGAAACCGAAGCUGGACCGCUGAUGGAAAGAAGUGCAGUGAAUCACCUGAACUACAGGACUUCUCUCUACGUCGGGUGUCAGUUUGUCACAGCAGGGUCACUCCGCCUUUUACCACAGUACUUUUUAACUUUUAGGAGUGGACACUCAUUUGUCAAAUACAAAGAUUUUUUUUUUUUUUUUACCUACUCUGCCAGUCAAAAGUUCACAUGCCUUCUCAUUCAGUGUAUUUUUCUUUAUCUUGACUGUUUACGUUGUACAUUCUCACUGAAGGCAUCAGAACUGUGGAUUAAAAAAAGUAUGACA